This is a messenger RNA of Physella acuta, 1404 nucleotides long. RefSeq lists its product as uncharacterized. The record is from RefSeq and is a predicted model, not a curated record. NCBI's taxonomy places the organism in Eukaryota, Metazoa, Mollusca, Gastropoda, Physidae.
GUACUCGCUCAGCUGUGGUUAGCACGCUGUUGGCCAGCAGGAAUUUUACGACAAUUUUAAUGUCAACACGUUGUUUAAAUAGACAGUUUUUUAUUGAACUUUUUAAAUGGUGUUCUUGUGUACAACAGUAAAAACGUUGAAAACUUUGACGUGAUACACCAUUUACGUAGGAUGUGUGCAAUAUAUCAUGUGUUUGCGGUGACGAAAUAAUAAAAAAAAACAACCUCCACAAUGACUGACGUGUCAUGAAGUCUUUAGACAACGAUUUUGCCCAACGGCCGCUUUGUGAGGCUUCACACCCCGAUGACGUCACGACGGAAGAGGAAAGGCGAGAUGACGUAGCUGUUCUGUCCAGCGAAAACGGUCUGACUGCCAGCCGGCCUUUACACGGCAAGAGGUCGCUGUAUCUGGUACACCAAAGACUGCCGAAACUCAACUGUCGCUGGAGGCAGGGGGCUGUUCUAGGGCUGGGGAUACUUCUGACUAUUGUAGCCUUGACCUUGGUGGUGGUCGGCGCGGUUAGGUCAAGGGAACACUCCACCCUCAAAUUUAUUCAUGUGAAGCAGCCAAUAGACCUUAAAGCUCUGAUGUAUUUAGGAGACGAAAACUUUACCUUUGCUCAGCUCGUGUCUCUCAGAAACGUUGCAGUAGACAAAAACGCCUUUCAGUCAUCCGUGUCAAAACGAGACCAAACGGAAGAAGCACAAGGGCUUGCUGGGCGUGCUGUUGACGGUGACGUCACUUCCUGUUCUGCAACAGGUCUAGAGCGGUCGCCUGUUUGGUUUGUUGACUUGCAGUCUGUCAAGGUUGUGAGGAGUGUCCGCAUUCUAGGCAGCAGUGUCAACAAGCUACAUGAUAUCCAAGUGUACGUCAGCCCACUGAGUAACGUGACCACGGAGACACAGAGGUGUGGUCAGCUGGGGGAGGAGGCCAAACUCACGGAGGCAAGGGUCGCCUGUGAUCCUCCUCUACAGGGCAGGUACGUCAUAAUCCAACUCCAGACACGGUCAGACACGUACGAGAGUCUGGUCCUGUGUGAGGUCAUGGUUUUCCUCUAGUCCUGUGUGAGGUCAUGGUUUUCCUAUGUGAGGUCAUGGUUUUCCUGUAGUCCUGUGUGAGGUCAUGGUUUUCCUGUAGACCUGUGUGAGGUCAUGGUUCUCCUGUAGUCCUGUGUGAGGUCAUGGUUUUCCUGUAGUCCUGUGUGAGGUCAUGGUUUUCCUGUAGUCCAGUGUGAGGUCAUGGUUUUCCUGUAGUCCUGUGUGAGGUCAUGGUUUUCCUGUAGUCCUGUGUGAGGUCAUGGUUUUCCUGUAGUCCUGUGUGAGGUCAUGGUUUUCCUGUAGUCCUGUGUGAGGUCAUGGUUUUCCUGUAGUCCUGUGUGAGGUCAUGGUUUUCCUCUAGUCCUGU